Serpula lacrymans var. lacrymans S7.9 is the source of this 2469-nucleotide messenger RNA. RefSeq lists its product as uncharacterized. The record is from RefSeq and is a predicted model, not a curated record. The transcript is spliced from 2 exons. The coding region runs from base 1 to 2469 and encodes 822 amino acids. NCBI's taxonomy places the organism in Eukaryota, Fungi, Basidiomycota, Agaricomycetes, Boletales, Serpulaceae.
AUGAGUUUUACUGUUACUAAGGAUGGUGUUAUCGACUACCCAAUCGCGGAUGGCAUGCCUUUGAUUGGCAUCUGGCAGUACGGCCCCAAUGCUAACGGAGCCACCAUUGUGGCCAAGCAGGAAUACCUCGAUAUUUCACGAGGCUCAUCGAACGCGGAUAACCAGUGGACCAAUCUUUCAAUCCAGCACAGCUUGCAAGUUGCAAAUGGCUCGGUGUUCAGGUUUGAUAUCAAGUAUACUGCAAUAAACCCAGCUACAGAGGUUAAAUUGACCCUAGCAAGUGGUGUCGUUUUGCGCUAUGAUGGCACCAACUUCAAUUACUGUUGGUGGUCUAACGACGGUUUUCAUCAGCUCGGUCGAUCUACGAUUUCCAUCGGUAGCGAUUAUGUCCAAGUUACUCUCUGCUUUUGGCCCGCAGGCAUCGCCAUCUUUGAAAAUGGAAAUUUCAUAGCAAAAUGGGACAAGGGCGUCGAAGCAUCAGUAAUUCCGCUCCUGACCUGGCAGCUUCUCUCUCGAAAUUCUAGCCUCAGCGCACAAAUUCGCUCUAUAUUCAUUAUUCCUUCGACAUUCGCUACUAGCGUGAACACACCAUGGGAUAUUGCUUUCUCCGACACCGUCAUUCCCUCGGCGGAUAUUUGGGAAGUGUCGAAACAAAAGGAUGAUCCUCUUCCCAACUCCUAUUCAAAGGAAGGCUACAUGCGUGUUUCCACCAAUAGUCUUUCGAUAAGGAAUUCUUGGAUAUUCCCUAAAGUUGCCGUUCCCAUGGAUGCCACAGGAGUUGUCAUGUACCGCAUGCGAGUCAACAGCUCGGGUGGGAGCGAGACCAAAGUUACAGUUCUAGGUGAUAACAUCCUUCGAAUCGUACAAAAUGGUCAGGUAGCUACGUGGAACAAGUACGCGAGCGACUUUGUCAAGUUGUCGGAUAGUUCUGUACGUGUGGGAAGUGGACUGUGGACCAUUGUCACACUUGUCUACUCGUCGAGGUCUGUAUCGCUCUUCGAGGACGGAGUGUACAGAUAUACGCGUGCUUAUGAUGCCGCUCCCGGAAACGCAACAUUCAGUGUACAACAUCUCGAGCCCAACACAGCCGUUUCCGUCGACAUUAGUCAUGUUCGAUGCGUACCACUGAAAAAGAAUGCAGAGAUGCUCCUCCGCGACCUCCAGCCAGCCCUUUUAGCUUAUUAUCCACUCAAGGCCGACAUCUCCGAAGCUAUCAUUGAGGCUCCCGCACUUGACCUUGCAGCUGUUGAUGGUUAUCAACCUGAUUAUACCGAAGGUGCAUUUGGAAAGGCCAUCAGUUUCGCUGAAAAGCGGGGAGCAUUGAGGCUUCCUUUAUUCCCUUACGGACGCACAUUCCCCUCCUACACCCUCUCGCUGUGGGUGAAGGUAAACAACUAUCCAGCAACGAAGGCAGGUAUUACUGGCCCUUUGAGUAUCCUGUCGAAUGGCAAACUCGAAUACUCAUUCUUAUAUUCCCAAAUCUUGUCAUUCAAACGCACCAAUUUCACCUCCAAAAAUGCCAUUCCGCUAGGCCAAUGGGUCUGCAUUGUGGUCACCUAUGCAUACGAAGAAUCUCGUUUUGCGUUCUUUGUUGAUGGUGUGCUAGACUCCAUCGUUUACACCUCUUCGGACAACUCAAGCCAAAAUGCUGUCUUGCCCAUAUACGGCUUUAUUGGAGCAUCCAGAAGCGAUGACGGAGAAAGUCUCAACAUCCUGGAUGGUGCUGUUGGUGACGUUUUCUUUUUCCAACAGCACAUCCAUGGAAUUAUCGCACUUGCACUCUCUGACAAGCUGAGGGCUGAACACAACCGUCCACGAAGGGUACUUUUCCUAGUCAUUCCAGCUUUCCUUGUUCUUGCAUAUGGAGCUGUUAGCACAACUGUUAUUGCAACUACGCUCAAGCAAACGACGCCACAGCUUGCACCAGAUUUGCAAGUCAUCGUUGAUCGCAUCGUACAAGUUGUUGGGAAACCUGCCAGGCCCGGUGCACAGGUAUCUCGCGAUCAAAUUGGCCUCGAUGAAAAAUAUCCUAUUACGAUUGACAUUGGAGGAGAAGGCCCUUUGAACCAGGAUGGUCUAGUGACCGGUUUUCAUGGCGCCAUCAACGUGAAUGCCGUGGAGAAAGUUACUGUGGGCGGAUCGGGCAAGAUUCCAUACCUCGUGAUGGUACAGCCAUGGCCCACCAACCCAAAGUAUCCCUUCGCUGAUAAUUUUGCCGAUACGAUUACGAUGAUUGGAGCUCCUCUCACUCCUACAAACGCAGAUGAAAUGGUGCGUGUGAUAAAGGCGGAGGGCGUGAUUGAUGUCUGGAUCGACGACUCGUUCAUUCCCCAGCUGGAAAGUAUGGCGAGGAAAUUAAAGUCAUCGGUCAAUACGCCAGACCAGCUAGACCGCUUCGAGGGAAAUGGCAAGACAUUCUUCCAACGUCGCCAGAUCAAAGCGAAUAAAAACGGGAAGGACGAAUUGUAA